AUGGUACAACUAGCAAAAGAACCCCAAGUAUGGCUCAUCACGGGCGCUCUCUCUGGCUUUGGGCGUAUAAUGACCGAGCACGUACUCGCUCAAGGUGACAGCUGCGUGGCGACAUCUCUCGACCCUUCAGCCCUGGAAGACCUAUGCACUCAAUACGGUCCCAAGCUACUCAACCUCCACUUGGAUGUGACCCGCCCCUCCGAGGUGCUUGCAGCGUUCCAAGCAGCCAAAGCCCAUUUCGGCCAUGUAGACAUAGUGUUCAACAACGCCGGGAUCGGGCUGUCGGGGAUCGUCGAGUCUGUACCGGAGGAAGCGGCGAGGAAGCUGUUUGACGUCAACUUCUGGGGUAGUACGGGCGUGACGAGGGAUUCGGUGAGGUUCUUUAGAGAGGAGAAUGGGGGAAGGGGAGGGAAACUGCUGGUUAUGAGCUCUAGUUCGGGGAUCAGCGGAGCGCCGUUUGCGGGGUAUUAUUCGGCGGCGAAACAUGCCGUGGAGGGGAUCACGACCACCGUGAUGCGGGAAAUCAAACCUGAAUGGAACAUCCACAUCACGCUCGUCGAGCCCGGCUGGUUCCUCACUCCCAUCUUCCGCUUGCCACCCGAACGUUCCUUUGCCUGCCCCGAAGUGUAUGGCGGGGAAACUUUCAAAGCCGCCCGGAUGGCUUCCAUCAAACGGCCCGGCGAUCCCGUCAAAGCCGUGGCACUGAUGUACGAUGUCAUGCAGAGAGAAAAGUUGCCGGCUCAUCUGCCUAUCGGGGACAUCGCAAUACAGAGUGUGAGGGCGGUGGGGAGGAUGUGGACGAAGGUGGCUGAGGAAUGGGAGGAGGAAUGCUGUAAGCCUGAAUAUGGUGUGGCCGUCCCGCUAAAUCAGGUUGGAUGAACAAUCAGUGAAAUAUAU
Molecule: messenger RNA, 897 nt
Organism: Dacryopinax primogenitus
Lineage: Eukaryota; Fungi; Basidiomycota; Dacrymycetes; Dacrymycetales; Dacrymycetaceae
Product: NADP-binding protein
Exons: 5
Coding region: 1-879 (292 amino acids)
Molecular function (GO): oxidoreductase activity
Source: RefSeq, a predicted model, not a curated record